CCUCUCUCUCUCGGGGGCGUACGCUCCUCUCUCCGCGGCGGAGACGAACGCAUCGAUCGCAUAUUCGGGAGCGGGGGGGAGAGCUCCAGCAAGAAGCGCUUCUUGUUGCAGCGGGAGGCCGGUCUCCCUCUCUUUUGCCGUUGAAACGAGAUCAGCUUUGUCGCGCUCUCUCUCCGGUGGCAGGUUUCCAGGUUGGCAGGCAGAGGGUUAGAAGAGGAGAGCACGCGAACAGGACCGAGGGGUAGACUGCGAGGGGAGAGGCCCGAAGGAAGGAAGGAAGGCAGGCAGGCAGGCACGGGGGAGGACGGGGAGGGCACUGGAGUGGAGUUGAGUGGCAGUGGCAGUGGGAGUGGGAGGGCGGACUGCAGAGCCGAGUGUGCUUCGGAAGCGAGGUUUUCUCGUGUCGUGAGAUCUGGAGAUCCAGAUUAGGGGUAGACGGUUUGGUCGUGGGGGUGUUGAUUGACUGAUUGAUCGAUUGAUUGAUCGGGUGAUUCUUGAUUGGCGCGGGCGAGGUUUUGGGCUCGGAGGCGCUCGCGGAUGCGGGAAUGAGAAGAGUGGGAAAGGGCGACGGUGUGGAGUUUGUUGCGACGAGUUGGAUGGAUUGCUGAUGGUGGCGACGCGACAGGGAUAGUUUGGUGGCGGUAGAUCAGGUCAGGGUGUAGAAGGAGGUUUGAAGAGCGAGAGUGGUGAGUGACACAGUGGCGGAUAUCGAAAUGGCGCAAGCGGCGUCGGACUCAUGGCUGAAGGAGUUCGAGGAGGCCAUGCGGCUCGCGGACGAUAUCUUGGCCCGAAUUAAUGAGAGAAAUAUGAUGCUGGCGUCCGGCAAUGAUCCGACACGCCUCGUCUCAGCGACACGCAGGAAAAUUACCAUGCUUGGCACGAAGCUUGAUCGGCUGGAAUCUCUUCUGCAAAAUCCUCCCAUCAAACCGAGCAUAAGCGAGAAGGAGAUGUAUCGCCGCCAGGACAUGCUACUGGGUAUACGCUUCAGGACCAAGCAAAUGGCAGCAGCUUUGAGCACUUCUCAGCCUUCCAAUAGAGCAACUCUUAUGGGAACUGAUUCCCGAUCAGCACCACCGGAGGAGACUAGUAGGACUACAGGUCUCGAUAACUACGGGAUUAUCAACAUGCAGAAGCAAGUAAUGAAAGCACAAGACGACGAUCUGGCUGGUCUGGAAGCAACUGUCACCAGCACAAAGCACAUUGCUUUGGCAGUCCACGAGGAGCUGGACUUGCAAAAUCACCUACUGAAUGAUUUGGACAAGGAUGCAGACGACACCAACAACCGACUCAAGGCUGCACAGCGCAAAAUUGGGAUUCUCAACAAGAAUUCGAACAGGGGCUGCUCUGUUAUGUGCAUGUGCUUGAUGCUCUUAGCAAUUGUGCUACUGGUCUUGAUUGUCUUAAGCUUGGUCAAAUCCUUGUAAGUUUCGAUUCUACGGGUGAAGGUUUCGUAUUUGUGUGUUAAAUGAUUGGAUAUAUCCCAUCAAAGACAAGGUUGAAGACCAGCAGGUUCCAAUCUUGAUAGGUUGUACUUCUAGUGGUCAUUGUACAUACGCCAAAACAAAUAUAAAUUGUGUCUAAGAGCCCUUAUUGAUAGAAAUUCAUUCAAAGCAUUUUGUGAAAAGAAUUAUUCUGGUAAGAAUAGAGGAGUUGAUCAUAGCAAGGAAGGGUAUAUAUCUCUGUUUCUGUUUCCCCCCCUUUUUUUUGAGUGUAGUCUCAAGCUCACUCACUUCUCGAGUACGAUCAGACCCCUCUUAUCAGUAACUUUCUAUUUUUGUAGAUGAAUAAAGUUGUCCCCGAGUUUGAUGUCAUGGUUUUUGAGAAAUAAACAUCCUGUCACAUCCUUUUUUCACUCCG
This is a messenger RNA of Marchantia polymorpha subsp. ruderalis, 1857 nucleotides long. NCBI's taxonomy places the organism in Eukaryota, Viridiplantae, Streptophyta, Marchantiopsida, Marchantiales, Marchantiaceae. The record is from the annotation of a GenBank genome assembly.